AUGGCGACUCCAACCGAGAUUGCCUAUAACCGGGCGGCUCUCAUCGAAAGCCUUCAGUUCACUUUUGUGAUGGAUGAAGUUGGAAAACAUCUGUCAGAGGUGAUUUGUGGAUUUGGAAUCGUCUUGAACCUUCUGCUCAUCUACGUUAUCUUCAAACGAACUCCCAAGCACAUGAGAAGUUACGCAGUUUUGCUAUUCAACUUCGCCAUCUUUGAUCUUCUAACCUGUGUGGCAUCUCUUCUUGCCUGCCAAAAAACCAUUUUCUCCGGUUUAUCACUCACAUACAUCUUCCAUGGACCAUGCAAAUAUGUCUCCUCUUCGCUUUGCUUCUUCUGUCACUGCUUUGUCUGUCAUGCGAUGGCACAUUCGCAAUGGAUUCUACUGAUUUCCUUCAUCUACCGUUACCGUGUGCUUGUCGAUGGGGCUCCAGACACGAAGAAGAUGAUUGUAAUUGUGUCGCUUUUCUACGCAAUGUCUGCUGUUAUCUUUCUGUUCUACUUCUGGGAUAUCGGAGACACAAAUGACUUGAAACAAAUCAUGUACGACCUUCAUCCACAGUAUCAUUAUGACGAUAGAGAGAUUUGGGGAGAUAUAGUGGUGAGUGGAAACACCACAGUUCUUACGAUUCCAUCAUUGAUCGCAAUUUUCUACAUGACAAUGCCAUGUGUUCCAAUCUAUUUUAUCAUUCACUACUUCCGAGAUAAGACUCUGAGCACACUUGCCAGCAAUGCAUUGAGCAUGUCUCCAGCAACCAAGGCUUCUCAUCAAAAACUUAUUAUGGCCUUGUCAAUCCAAGCUGCGAUUCCAAUUUUCUGGCUCGUUGCGUCUGGAAUCUUUACACUUGCCGAAUUUGGCAUCAUCGAUGGACCAAUCCCUGAGAACAUAACAUUCCGUUUGAUGGAUUGCAUUCCGUCAUCGAGCCCACUGGUUGCAUUUAUCUUCAUCGCUCCGUACAGAGAGGGACUUCUCCGAAUCAUUUCAAAGACAGGAAUCUACCGAAAACAGGAGAAUCGGGUUUCCAGUGUUGUCGAGAAAUUCAACCAACCACCCAAGCAACCAACCAAUCCGGCACAGCAAUCAGCCAACAACGACGCUGCUAAAACCGAAAAAGUGUGA
Caenorhabditis elegans is the source of this 1116-nucleotide messenger RNA. It is a transcript of the gene srd-1, whose product is annotated as Serpentine receptor class delta-1. NCBI's taxonomy places the organism in Eukaryota, Metazoa, Nematoda, Chromadorea, Rhabditida, Rhabditidae. The coding region runs from base 1 to 1116 and encodes 371 amino acids. The record is from RefSeq and is marked reviewed. Gene Ontology annotation, cellular component: membrane. The transcript has 9 exons.